Molecule: messenger RNA, 885 nt
Organism: Malaclemys terrapin pileata
Lineage: Eukaryota; Metazoa; Chordata; Testudines; Emydidae
Product: fibrinogen-like protein 1-like protein
Exons: 3
Coding region: 91-885 (264 amino acids)
Source: RefSeq, a predicted model, not a curated record
CCAUAAAGGCAUGGAGCCCCGGCUCUGGUUUCUGAUGUGGAAGUGGGACGCUUCAGGUUGCUAACUCGCCCGCUCAGCUGCAGCGUCGGGAUGGGGUUCCAGUCCAGCUCUCUCCUGCUUCUGUCUGCGCUGUCCAUGAUGGCGCUCCUUUGCGUAGCCCCCGUGCAGGGCAACGGGGCCCUGGCCCACAAGAAGGUCGAGAGGGGGUUCCCCAAAGACUGCAGCAACAUCCCCAGGGACAGCCCCAGCGGGGUCCAUGUCAUCCAGCCAGCAGGCUCUCCCCCUCGAAUGGUGUGGUGUGACAUGGACACCGAAGGCAAAGGCUGGACCGUUGUGCAGAGAAAUUCUUACAACACAGAGAUCACCUGGAAGGAGUCCUGGAGCACCUACAAGUACGGCUUUGGGAACGUGCAGCAGGAUUACUGGCUGGGCAACGAGUACCUGUCCCUGCUCACGCAGCAGAACAUCUACAAGGUCCGCUUUGUGGUGGAGGACAAAUCCAACAACACCCGCUACGCAGAGUACGACAUCUUCAGUGUCGAGGAUGAGCCCAGCGGGUACCCACUGAGGCUGGGCAGGUACUCUGGGGACAGCGAGGACUAUCUCACCACCUACCACUCCGGCCUGGGGGGCAUACACGACAACAUGAAGUUCAGCACGACUGACAAGGAUCAGGACCAGGCCAGUGGGAAUUGCGCAAGUAGCUAUGGAGGCUGGUGGUACGACAAGUGUCAGAACGUCCUGCUCAAUGGGAAAGGCUACAUCUACCGGGCAGGGUUCUGUAAGAGUGGGGAGUGCAAGUCUUCCCUCAUCCUGGGUAAGCCAACAGACGUGUGCUGGAUCCAGCAGGAGGAGCCCAUCCUCCUUGGGAGCCGGCGCCGCUGA